AUGGCAACCUACUCCUCCGUCGGCGAAACUCUCGCUCGCGAAAACCUCACAGACCACGCCACCGCCUCCUCAACACAGAAUCUCAACUCGUGGUCCGGAAAAUACCGCGGGGUACCCCUCCCCUCUACUAUCACCAUCUGUUCAAAGGCAAAACAAGAAAGCAAACUAAUUCGAGAAAAUAAAAAGGCAACCGUCGAAGACCUCGACCCUCCUCCCGCGCUCUCCGUCUCGCCUAACGACUCCAUCUCAUCCGCGCAACUCGCCGCAUACGAGCGCGACUAUAGCCAUCUCACCGUAAUCUCAUCGAGCACGCGCGCCCUACUCGGAUACCUAAGCAUUCCACGCCUAAAAACACUCCUACGUGAGGGAAAAGUGUCCGAGUCCGAUCCUGUCAAGGUCGCAAUGCAGCGGUUUAAUCGGAAACGGACGAAUGUGUAUCGUGUUAUUACCAUGGAUACCCCGCUGGAAGAGCUGGAGCGGUUUCUUUCCGGUGAACCUGCGAUUGUGCCAGGUGAGGGAAAUGCAGCGAGUUCUUCUGCUGGUAUUGGGAAACAGGAUUUUGCGAUUGUCACGGAUCCGUCGCGCAAGUUUGUGUUGGGCGUAGUGACCGAGGGCGAUUUACAGGAGUUUGUCAAGCGGCGGCCUUGA
Molecule: messenger RNA, 648 nt
Organism: Talaromyces rugulosus
Lineage: Eukaryota; Fungi; Ascomycota; Eurotiomycetes; Eurotiales; Trichocomaceae
Exons: 1
Coding region: 1-648 (215 amino acids)
Source: RefSeq, a predicted model, not a curated record